Molecule: messenger RNA, 889 nt
Organism: Botrytis byssoidea
Lineage: Eukaryota; Fungi; Ascomycota; Leotiomycetes; Helotiales; Sclerotiniaceae
Exons: 2
Coding region: 1-585 (194 amino acids)
Source: RefSeq, a predicted model, not a curated record
AUGCAAUUCACAUACGCUGCCAUUUCUGCCCUCCUUGCUUCAGUGGCCUACUCCCAGAGUAUCGCUAGUGAAGUGGCACAACUCCCAUCUUGUGCCCUUGCCUGCUUGUCAACAGCUUCCAGUGGUGCUGGAUGUAGUAUUACCGAUUUUGCAUGCCAAUGCGGUGAUGCUAAAGAUGCUAUCACUAAAGCUGCUACUCCUUGUAUCGCAGCUGGAUGCUCUGCCUCUGACACUUUGACCACUCAAAAAAUCACAACCGAAAUCUGUGUCCUCCAAGCAGCUGCCGGUUCAUCAGGUUCAUCAGCCGCCGCCUCUUCGACUCAAGCAUCAUCUUCAUCUACCAGCGGUUCAGCUUCUUCAUCUGUCGUUAGCAACAUUUCCUCAGCAGGUAGCUCUAUUGCUAGCGCCACUAGUGCGGCUUCUUCAAGCAUAUCUUCAGCUCUAUCAUCCGCUUCCUCUGCUAUUUCUUCUGCCGCUUCUUCUACUUCUUCUACUCCUGCUACAGUAUCUACAGCUGCAGGAAGUAAAGUCAAUGCUGUUGGAGCCAUUGUUGGGGCUGGUUUCUUGGCCGCUUUCGCUUUGUAAGCAGUCUGGCUCGCAUGAUAUAUGAUACGACAAAAUCCUACAUGUAACUAGACUGAAACGGGAUCAUUGAGAUGGGGAAUGGAGGUUAUGGAUGUAUCAAGAUAAAUAAUGUCUUUCGAUUCUUUACACAACUUUGCUUGGUAGGGGAGAGGGGAGAGAGGAGAAGAAAAAAGCUUGGUUGCUGGACCCAUUAUCAAAAUACUUUCUAAUGAAUAACGCAUUAUUGCUGUUCAAUCACUUCAGCAAUAUUUAGCUUAAGACAUAAUGAUAUCAAUCGAAUCAAAUUAAAAUCCAUCACAAGAAA